Molecule: messenger RNA, 7522 nt
Organism: Larimichthys crocea (large yellow croaker)
Lineage: Eukaryota; Metazoa; Chordata; Actinopteri; Sciaenidae
Gene: col4a4
Product: collagen, type IV, alpha 4
Exons: 47
Coding region: 219-5210 (1663 amino acids)
Biological process (GO): extracellular matrix organization
Cellular component (GO): collagen trimer
Molecular function (GO): extracellular matrix structural constituent conferring tensile strength
Source: RefSeq, a predicted model, not a curated record
GUCACAUUGACAGGUGUGGAGUUGCGUGUCGGCUCGGGUCAGUUUAGCGGGUAAAAGUCUCCCAGGCUGUGACAUGAAGAGCGCGUGAAGCUUCAGACUGACCGCGAGACCUUCAGCUCUGAGUGUCGGAGCGUCCUGACUGGCUGAGAUCCAGCUGGAGGCGGAGUCAGAGUGACAGGGCUGUGCAGUAGGAGGGACUUCCUCUGAGGAAGGACAAGAUGCUGCUGACUUCCUGCUCCGCCCCCUGCAGCUACACCUGGCUCUGGUGCCUCCUGAUGAUCCUGGCCGCUCCUCCAGCAGCUCUCGCGGGCGACCACACAGAGCCUUGCGCUGGUCGGGACUGCUCCACCUGUCAGUGUUUCCCAGCCAAAGGAGCGAGGGGUUCUCCAGGUCCUCUAGGGCGGCAGGGCCCUGAUGGGCCCCCAGGCUUUCCAGGCCCUCAGGGGCCUCCAGGAGAGAAGGGCUGGAGAGGAGGCGAAGGGCCGACAGGAGCUGCAGGACUGAAAGGAGGAUCGGGAAGUAUCGGUGUUCCUGGUUUUCUGGGUUUGGAUGGAGUCCCGGGUCACCCGGGUCCUGCUGGAGGUCCUGGUUUUCCAGGUCUGGACGGAUGUAACGGAACCAAAGGAGACAGAGGCGAACCAGGAUAUCCUGGAGAAUACGGUCGCAAUGGAGAACUGGGUAUGCCAGGACUGAAGGGAUUCCCAGGAGAUCCAGCGGUCUUCUUCAUACAGUACCCUGGAUUACCUGGAGACCCCGGGCUGGGUGGACUCACUGGUCUGAAGGGUGACCCGGGUUUCCCGGGUCUGGUGGGAGAUCAGGGUCCUUCAGGACCAGAUGGGAACAACGGUCUCCCUGGUCUGCCAGGUUCCAGGGGCCCACCUGGAGAAAAAGGACGAUCCCUCGCCGGACAGAAAGGAGACGAGGGGGAUCAGGGUCUUCAGGGGCCUCCAGGGCCGUUUGAGUACGUCGACCCUCCAGAAGACCUGUACAUCAAAGGAGAGAAGGGUCCUCGAGGUCCUACAGGUCCCUGUGGAGUUCAAGGACUUCCGGGUUUGGAUGCUCUCCCGGGGAUCAAAGGAGAGAAGGGGAUUCCUGGAUUUCCUGGACCCAGAGGGAUUACUGGAUACCCCGGGCUGACUGGAGUGAAAGGCUUCAAGGGGAUUCAAGGAAGUCCAGGUCUUCCAGGUCUGAUUGGACGAGAAGGCCCUAAGGGCAUGAUGGGAGAUCCAGGUGCUAAAGGCCUUCCUCAGGUCUUAGAUGUCACACACAUAGGGGACACUGGAAAACCCGGGGCCCCCGGCCAGAGAGGCCCUCCAGGAAACAUGGGUGUGAUGGGAAUGCACGGCCCCAAAGGAGAGCCUGGCGUAUCCAUACCUGGACCAGCAGGUGUCGUGGGACUGAGGGGACUCCCAGGAUCCAAAGGGAAUAAAGGAGAUCCGGGUGAGAUACUUAAAGAAGGGCCCACACCUGGAGAACCUGGAAAACCAGGACAACCUGGACCCAAAGGACUGAAAGGAGGGCCAGGAAUUCCAGGUACCUACUGUCUACCUGGGGCCCCAGGAGAGUCGGGAGAGCCAGGUGAACUGGGGCCCCCGGGUGCCCAGGGCUUCCUGGGGUAUAAAGGUAGUCCUGGCGACUGCUCUUGUGGCCCCCCAGUUGUAUUGAGGGGUAGCCCUGGCCUUGUAGGUGACCCUGGAUCUCAAGGGGUUCCAGGAAUCCCAGGGCCUCCAGGACUGAGAGGAGAGAAAGGUUUACCUGGAGAUGCAGGAGGGCCGGGACUGCCAGGUCUGCAUGGAAUUCCAGGUGUCAAAGGGUUCAAAGGUCGGAAGGGAGAUUUUGUUGUGGUGGAAAUUAAAGGUGAGAAAGGAAACAUGGGCCAGCAGGGCCUGGCAGGUAGACUAGGAUCCCCAGGGAGAAGAGGAUUCAACGGGCCCCCGGGAGACCCUGGAGAACCCGGACCCCAGGGUGAAAGUUUCCCUAGUUCCACUGGAGACAGAGGCUUCCCAGGGUCCUUAGGGCCAAAAGGACUACCAGGACCUUCAGGCCCCACAGGGCCAGGUGUAGUCGGGGCAAUAGGACUUCGAGGGGCCCCAGGAGAACCAGGACUUCCGGGAGUUCCCGGUUCCCCAGGGCCGCAGGGGGUUAAAGGUGACACUCUGCCUUGUUUGCCCAGAAACCCUGGUUCUCCAGGAGGGAAGGGAGACACUGGAGAUCCAGGUUUCACAGGGUUCCCAGGUCCUUCAGGUUUCCGAGGUGUUACUGGACCUGAAGGAGCUAAAGGAGACAAAGGAUUUUCUGGAGUUCCUGGACCACCUGGACAACAAGGACCUCAAGGUCUUAUUGGAGAUCCCGGAGAAGAAGGACCGGAAGGCUUGAGUUAUGAUGGAGAUCCAGGUUCUCCGGGGCUCCCAGGAUCUUCUGGACUGAGGGGUCCAGCAGGAGAAUCAGAUGUUGGACCUCCAGGACCCAUUGGCUUCCCAGGACCACUGGGUGCUCAGGGACCUAAAGGAGUUCCUGGCCCUAAUGGCAAUGACGGACUACCAGGAGUCCUGGGUCUGUCCGGGGGCCAAGGAUUGCAGGGCCAGAGAGGAAAGGAUGGGGCCCCAGGUAAACCUGGCUCCACUGGGCCCACACCUGACUACUGUGAUGCAGGAAAACCUGGUCCCAGUGGAUUACUUGGUCCUCAGGGACCGAUUGGACCCCCAGGUUUUUUGGGGCUGAAAGGUGACAUCGGGGAGGAGGGUCUUCCAGGUUUUGGCCCACAAGGCCCUGAAGGUAAACCAGGCAUUGCCGGUUUCCCUGGGAAACCAGGGCCACAGGGUCUUGCUGGUGGCACUGGAGACCCAGGACUACCAGGGCCUCAGGGUCCGAAAGGUCCGAUGGGGCCCUACGGUGAGGGUGGAGAGCCAGGGGCCCCUGGACUCUCAGGGGCCACUGGAGCCCCUGGGUGGACGGGGGAGAGAGGGGACAACGGACAAGAUGGAAGUCCAGGCUGUAAAGGAGUAAAAGGACAGAAAGGCUUUAAGGGGGCCCAGGGGCUUUCAGGAGAUACUGUUCCUAUCAUCAUCAAAGGACAAAAAGGAGAACCUGGACCUCCUGGCAUCGAUGGCUUUACUGGACCACCAGGACGUAAAGGUGUGCGAGGAGCUGCUGGUAAGCCAGGUUCUCCAGGUACCAAUGGACCACCUGGCAUUGUAGGUCCCCCAGGACCUUCAGGGCGCUACGGCAUACCAGGAAUUCCAGGACCACCUGGUCGUCCAGGACCUUCAGGAUUCAUCGGCUUUCCCGGACAACCCGGAAACCCAGGUGAUAUAGGAUGUCCGGGGCCACCUGGGAUUCCUGGUCAGAAAGGAUGUACUGGACACAGAGGUGAUAAAGGAGACUCUCUCAGUUGUUCUGGUCCACGUGGAGACAAGGGGCCUAAAGGAGACAUGGGGACCUUAGGACCCACUGGACCUCAAGGGGACCCUGGACGACCCGGUUUCAUUGGGGCUCCAGGACAGAAAGGUUGCAAAGGAGAUCCAGGCUUUCCAGGGGACCCGGGUCCACCAGGUGUGGAAGGCCCCUCAGGUCCAAGAGGUCUUUCAGGUCGUCCUGGUUUUCCCGGUAAUGCGGGUCCUGAUGGUCCUCCAGGACCGCAGGGUUGUCAGGGACUCCAAGGUCCUCCUGGACCACUGGGACUUCAUGGACUGGAUGGACUGAAAGGGGUGAAGGGGGACAUAGGGACCAGAGGUCUAGGUAAGCAGGGUCCUCAAGGUUGUAAUGGUAUUCCAGGGGACAAAGGUCCUCCAGGACCUCCAGGGCCAAAAGGUGUAUCCCAGCCCGGCCCACCAGGACCCAGAGGCGCGACAGGACCCAAAGGCCCUCCAGGUGCGAGUGGACCUUCAGGCAACCCAGGACAGGACUGUAACUGUCCAGUCGUAGGGCCUCCCGGAUAUCCUGGUUGUCGUGGCCCAGAUGGAGAUCCAGGGUGUCCUGGUGACAUGGGGGAUCCAGGUCUGAACCCUCCAGUACCUGGAGAUGAAGGAGACAACGGGAACAUGGGGUGCCAGGGGCCAGACGGCCCAAAGGGACUUCAAGGGCCUCUAGGCUGUCCAGGCAUCAACGGAAAACCAGGAGAGAAAGGGAUGCGGGGGGCUCUAGGUCUGAUGGGACUACCUGGUAAUCGGGGUCCAGUAGGCUGUACUGGUCCCAGUGGGCCCCCAGGACAAAAGGGGCCUGCAGGACUAGUGGGUCCAAAGGGGGAAAAAGGACGAGUCUACCCUUGUGUCAACCCUCCUCCUAGUCAAAAAGGAGCACCAGGAGCCCCUGGCCCCCCCGGUCAGCCUGGACCCCGUGGCCUCCCGGGAGAAAUCGGCUAUAAAGGACCCAAAGGAAAGAAGGGGGACUUUGGGGCUCUGGGACCAAUUGGCCGUGAGGGUCCCCCAGGUCCAAAUGGAGACAAAGGACAGCCUGGUCUGCCGGGUGAGAUGGGAGUAGUAGGAGCCAAAGGUGAUCCUGGUCCAAUGGGAGACCGUGGGCAUCCCGGACAAGAAAAACGGUUAAACUCUGGCUUCCUGUUGGUGUUGCACAGCCAAUCAAGUAGAGUUCCCACCUGUCCACUAAGAAUGAAGGUCCUGUGGGAUGGAUACAGUCUGCUGUACCUGGAGGGUCAGGAGAAGGCCCACACUCAGGACCUGGGUCAGGCAGGGUCGUGCAUGCGGGUCUUUUCCACCAUGCCAUUCGCCUCCUGUAACAUGGGAACCUGCUCUUACGCCAGUCGUAACGAUAAAUCCUAUUGGCUGUCGACAAUGGCGGCUCUCCCCAGUACUCCGGUGGGCGGAGCCGCCAUCGCAGACCACAUCAGCCGCUGCGUGGUCUGCGAAGCCCCCUCCUCACCCGUCGCACUGCACAGCCAGACCUCUAUCCUGCCAGACUGCCCCCCCAGCUGGAAAAGCCUGUGGACCGGAUACUCUUUCCUCAUGCACACAGGUGCAGGUGAUGAGGGCGGCGGCCAGUCUCUGACAUCAUCAGGAAGCUGUCUGACAGACUUCAGGACCCAGCCCUUCGUGGAGUGUCAGGGGCCUCGAGGAACCUGCCACUACUUCGCCAACAUCUACAGCUUCUGGCUGACCAGCAUGGAGAUGACCACGUCAACCUUCACCAUGCUGACCGAGGUCCAGCAGCAGAAGGAGAACAUCGGGAGGUGCAAAGUUUGCAUGAGGCUGUGAGGAGGAGGAGGAGCAGGAGCAGGAGGAGGAGCAGGAGGAGGAGAUGCUCCACCUCCUACAGAGAGGACGGUUUGUCAUUUUCAUCACAGACUCUGAUUCAUGAUUUCCGGAGCUUCUGGACCUCUUCACUAAAACCACAGUGAGCUCCUGGUUCUGUUUAAAUCCCAACAUCAGUCCUGAUAUGCCAAAUUUCUAAAGUUGAUCUCUGCACAUGAAAAAAAUCUUUGUUCUUCUAUUUGAUCUGAUUAUUUUCUAUUUGAAAUCUGACUUCUGUGUGAAAAGAAGCUGUUAGCAGCGAACUCGUGGAUGUUCAGAUGUUCUGAACGUUUAUUCUGGAUGACAUCAGAGAUGAUGAUGACAUGAUCAGGAAGUGAUGUCACACUGUGUUUCAUGUGCCACUUCCUGUAGUGACGGUCUGAAUUUAGAGUUAAGAUCCAUACCAACAACAUUUAUAUUAAAACAACUAAUUCAAGGAGUUUAUCGGCACAGAUGCAGCGAGCAGGUGGCUUCUAGUUCAUCAUAAAACAGUAAACACUGAGAAACAUCUGACACCAUCUUAAGCUCAGCUCAGAUCUUUGCAUGGACCGGAGAUUAAAACACGCUCAGAACAUGAACAAUGAACAAAGUAUUUUGACUCCAGCUGUUGGAUUAUCGUGAUAACAGUUUUUAAAUCGUAACUGACAUCAGCAGACAUCAAAAUACUACCUGCAGUAUUUGUAUCCUAAUUAUUUAUAUUCAGUGAAAAUAAAUGUAAGCAAACAAAAAAUAAAUAGUUCAAAUAAUAAAAUAAUAAAUUCACUUCUUAAUUUAGAUCUGAUCUUCCAGAACAGUGUUGAACAUUUAAUAUUUAAUAUUUAAACUGAAACAAACUUGAGUCAUCGUGUCUCAGGUCAGUCAUUUUCUGCCAAGUCGUCAGUAUGAAAUAUUUGAUACAAUGAACAGAUUCAUAGUUUUAACAGCAGAUCAGAGGAGGCCCGAUAACAGAACCCUGAGGAACCCCGCACGUUCUUACUGACGGCAUGUGAUGAUAAGUUACUCCGCCACGUUUUAAAUUUUUAUUACAUCUUUGAUGAUUCAGAUUAUUCUUGUGAAAAUUAGAUUCAUCUGUUCAGAUCUGUUGCGGUUUGUGUUUCCAGUCAGAAAUAAUGCAGCACAACAAGAAUCCAUCACUUAUUGAUUCAUGAUUGAUUUAUCAAUAAUCUGCGAGAGGAGCUGAUAUUCAUCAGUGUUUGAACACAAAUAUAACCACGUCAUAACUAUUGAUACCAAACAAAACUAAACAAAUAACUAAAUAAAAAGCUGAUUUAUUAUUUUUAAUUUCUCAAACUUGAUCCGAUCUUCCAUCAGGGAGCAUCGUGAAAACUUUGACUGACCUCGUGACCCGGUCCCGAGUGUGUGCUCGCUAACGGCUAAUGCUACACAGACGUAAUCGUUCAUGCUGGGAGGCUGUAUUUGAAUUGGUUAUGUUCUUGAGGAGCUGUGAACAUGUUUGACAUCAGAGCUCCUCCCUCUGCUCGAGCUGCAUCACCAGAACCAGACAGAACCAGGACCAGGACAGUCAGAACCGGAGCCUGACGUGUUUUUUCUUGUUUUUUUUGUGUUAUAAAUAAAGUUCACUUGAAUAUUUUUCUGUCUGAUAGUUUCACAUAAAAACAUAAAAACAGGAUGAACUGACUUCCUGUUCCUUUUUCAUUUCUGUUUAAGUUUCUCUUCCCGGUUCUAGUCCUGGUUCUGGUCCCGGUUCUGUAUUAUCACAUUGUGAUUUGUAUAUAUGUUUGAACUCGACCGACGUUUUUAUAUUUUUACUGUAAAUGUCAGAGUAUUUAUUUAGCUUGAAAUUCAUGUUGGUGCUAUUUGAUGUUUUAUUUGUUCAUUUUUUAUUUUAUUUUGGUAAACGAUGACAUGGUGAGACCCCGCCCCCUCUCCUACAAAAUAAGAGACAUUAACAGGCACGUGUUUGUCAGUAUGUCCCGCCCCCUCAACUGAACACACUGUGUGAUGUCAUAAGUGGUGAUGUCAUGGUGAUGUCAUAGAUAAACGGGUUUCUGAACACUUGAACUACAGCUCCCAUGAUGCUUCAGUCCUUGUUAAUCUGAGGUAAACAAGGUUCAGGAAGGACAAAAACAUGUGGGUGUGGCUUGGCGACAUCACUGUGUCAUCACUGUGUUUUUUUGUAUUUAAAUCUGUUGGUGAUAUUUUAAUCUCUGUAGAAAGAAACUUCUCACUAACACCUGAAACAUUUUACUCUGAGCGGACAAACCUUCAAUAAAUCGCAUCAAAGUUUCAGAGAGUUUUCGUCUUUGAGAAGCUCG